This is a messenger RNA of Erigeron canadensis, 1804 nucleotides long. Its product is annotated as protein DETOXIFICATION 29-like. Gene Ontology annotation, biological process: xenobiotic detoxification by transmembrane export across the plasma membrane. The record is from RefSeq and is a predicted model, not a curated record. Gene Ontology annotation, molecular function: antiporter activity; xenobiotic transmembrane transporter activity. Bases 3 to 1682 code for a protein of 559 amino acids. Gene Ontology annotation, cellular component: vacuolar membrane. Lineage: Eukaryota; Viridiplantae; Streptophyta; Magnoliopsida; Asterales; Asteraceae. The transcript is spliced from 8 exons.
UAAUGCUCAACAAUGAAAUAUCUAUAUAUUCGAGAUCGAGUACACUGCACGUGGAAAUUUUAUUUGAACGGAGGAGCGGCCUAGUUAUAAUUCACCUCAUAUUUGCAAAUAUACAUUAUCCACACGUACACCUCAUGGAGAAUGAUCAGCAGCAGCCACUUCUCUCCGGUGAUACCUGCCGGAAUAACUACACACACUUACCGGCGGCGGCGUCUGACUCAUCUCAAAAAGGUGAAGAAGAAGUAGAUGUGCAGAUAAAUGGAGUGGGAGAUUUUUGUAGGGAGGUCUAUAUGGAGUCUAAAAGACUAUGGUAUCUGGCCGGACCAGCUAUCUUUGCCUCCUUUUGCCAAUACACCAUCGGUGCCACCACCCAACUCUUCGCCGGACAACUCGGAACCUUGCAACUAGCUGCCGUCUCCGUCGAGAACUCCGUCAUUGCUAACUUUUCUUACUCCAUUUUGUCUGGGAUGGGAAGUGCAUUAGAGACACUAUGUGGCCAAGCUUAUGGAGCGCGCAAAAUCGAAAUGUUGGGACUCUACCUACAAAGAUCGUGGAUCAUUCUCAACACGACUGCGUUGGCCCUCACAUUUACCUUCAUAUUUGGCGUCUCAAUCCUGCGCCUACUUGGCCAGACCGCUGCUAUAGCUACAGCUGCUGGAAGCUUUGCUGUUUUGAUGAUACCACAACUAUUUGCUUACGCUACUGUGAUCCCGAUAUCCAAAUUCUUGCAAUCACAAUGCAACAUUAUGCCUAUAGCAUUGAUUGCAUUGGUGGCUGUUGUCAGCCAUGUGUUUUUGAGUUGGGUAUUCAUCGUGAAGCUUGGGUGGGGACUAACAGGUGCGGCGGUGGUUCUUGAUGGAUCCUGGUGGUUCAUAGCCCUGGCUCAAGUGACUUAUGUGUUGUGGGGUUCGUGUGGUCAAGCUUGGUCUGGUUUUACUUGGAAAGCUUUUAGUAAUCUCAAGGGGUUCAUUCAUAUUUCGUUUACCACAGCAAUUAUGUUUUGCUUAGAGAGUUGGUAUGUAAUGUCCUUGGUUCUCUUUGCUGGGAACUUCCAGAAUGCAGAAGCCUCUGUUGAUGCAUUAUCCGUGUGUAUCAACAUAUUAGGAUGGGCGUGCAUGGUUUCUUUAGGACUCAAUGUAGCCGUAAGUGUGAGGGUGUCAAAUGAACUCGGAUACAGAAGACCAAAAACUGCACGGCUAUCAGUGAUUGUCGUCACCUUGAAUUCAUUACUAAUAGGAGCCCUCUUUACAACACUUCUUCUAGUAUACAAAAAGCAAUACCCGGCGUAUUUUACAAACAGUAAUGAAGUAAUGCAGCUUGUGGAAGAGCUCACGUUGUUGCUUGGAGCCAGUAUAGUCAUCUACAAUACCGUAUCUGUCCUUUCUGGGGUGGCAAUUGGAGCAGGGUGGCAGUCUGCGGUCGCUUUUAUGAACAUUGGGUCAUAUAUAUGUGUUGGCAUACCAUUGAGCCUUUUGCUAGGGUUUAAAUUCGAUAUGGGUGUCAAGGGAAUAUGGUACGGAUUGGUUUCUGGAGCAAGCGUGCAAUGUUUCCUGUUGUUUUUGAUGGUCUUUCGUACGAAUUGGAAUGAAGAGGCAAACAUUGCUGAAGACAGGAUACAGAGAUGGGGAGGCGAAACCAGAGUGAAAGAGAUUGAUGAAGAAGGAAAAGCCACUAAGUGGUAGUAUUCUGAAUCCUGGUGUAUCAAAGUAGAAACUAACAUAAGAACUUAUCAUGUAUAAUAUAGCUUUUAGGUGAAUUUCACUGAUAUAUUCUGUGUAGUGGCUAAUGGGAAAACCAAUUAUCU